Cutaneotrichosporon cavernicola is the source of this 408-nucleotide messenger RNA. RefSeq lists its product as uncharacterized. Bases 1 to 408 code for a protein of 135 amino acids. The record is from RefSeq and is a predicted model, not a curated record. The transcript has 2 exons. NCBI's taxonomy places the organism in Eukaryota, Fungi, Basidiomycota, Tremellomycetes, Trichosporonales, Trichosporonaceae.
AUGGUAUACCUCUUUGGCCUUGCUGUCGUGUUUAUCGCUGUGAUACUGUUCUGGGUCGCCGCAUCGCCAACAGCGAGUAGACCCGAGCUGAUUAUUGUCGAGGACGAUACGCUGCCGCCGCACCUGAUUGUCGAUAUGCCGCCGCGUACGCCGUGUCCAGGAUUGGACGGCGGGCUCGAACCAGCGCCGGGGUAUACGACACGACCGGCGACGCCGCGGCCCAUGCAGCCCCCGGCCGAGCUAGAACUGCACAUGGCGUCGUUUGGCCCCCCGGUUUCUGUUGCGCCGUCCUCACCAAUAGCGAUCGACGUCACGCGCAUGCCGGCGCGCCCUCAGACAGCUCGGAGGAAGCAUAACCAGCGACGCGGGGGACGGGUUGCCGAGGUGGCGUUUAUUGCGACUGUCUAG